AUGAAUAGAAAUUAGAGAUUAAGUCCAGCUGAGCAGUACUAGUAGACUCAUUAAGUAGAUGAGCGCGAACUUCGAUUUAAAGAGAUUUAGUUCUUUGUUGUCCGUACAGCAGGAAGAUGCUUCAAAUAGUGCAUCAACAACUUUGAAACUUCAACUCUUAGUGACCCUGAGAAGUCUUGUAUAAACAACUGUAUCUAAAGAGCUCAAAGAUCCCAAGCAGAGAUCCAAUAAGUAAUGCCCGAAAUAGAUAAAAGAUUUAAAGAUUGA
This is a messenger RNA of Stylonychia lemnae, 267 nucleotides long. The record is from the annotation of a GenBank genome assembly. NCBI's taxonomy places the organism in Eukaryota, Ciliophora, Spirotrichea, Sporadotrichida, Oxytrichidae.